GUAAAUCUAGAAUAUAAUUAAGUUAUGGUUAGCUUCAUGAUAAUAACGUUCGUAGUUGUUUUAGUAUACCAGCCAUAAUUGAAAUAACCGUGACUAGGAAUUUGUGUCGGUAGGUGUUGUUUCUUGUAGUGGGUCUGUUGUGGCCAUCACCUUUGCUCGGUGCCACAACAAACCCACCUACUUCUUCUGUGGUCCCCUGAUCACGAAGUUGGCGCGCCAUUUCGAGAUAUCUUUUGAUGGGUUGACUGACGCAACAACACUGGGUGUUUCCGCACCUCUCAGCCAGGAGAUGCUUCAUAACGCCCUGUUGCUGGCCUCUGAUGGCAGACUCCUGGGUGGAUGAGUUGCCCAUGCCUCCCGACGAGGAUGAGGAAUAUGAUGAUGAGGUCGAGGACGAGGACUACACCGGCGCAGAUGAGGCCGAGGAUGAUGACGAUGAUGAUGGUGCGAUGGACGCUGAUGAGCCGGAGACCCCUCUCUCCCCCCUAGGGGAUCUUCAGCCACGACGGAGACCCGAGCGAGGCCAAUCCUCCUCUGGUCCUUCUGGUCCGUCGAUGGACUUCUUGACGGAGUAGUUCCAUCAGAUGGGGCUCCAGUUUCAACAGCUCGGGGUCCAGAACCAGCAGCUAAUGGACCAUCAGGUCCAGUUUUACCAGUAGUAUUCGGCCCACCAGGCCGAGUACCACUCUCGGAUGGCGAUUUUGGACGAACGUCUCGACCGGAUGGAGGCUCAGUAGUGAGUCACCAGUGCUCGCAUCGAGCGGGAGCGGGAUCGUAACCACCGGAUGAUGGAGUAUCAUGAGCACCUGCUCCAGUCCUGCCAUCCGCCACAGGAGCACCACUGGACUACCCGGUGGGACCACUCACCACCCCCGCCACAUCCAACAAACGGGGUUGACGACC
Linum trigynum is the source of this 903-nucleotide messenger RNA. Lineage: Eukaryota; Viridiplantae; Streptophyta; Magnoliopsida; Malpighiales; Linaceae. The record is from the annotation of a GenBank genome assembly.